Molecule: messenger RNA, 393 nt
Organism: Neurospora crassa OR74A
Lineage: Eukaryota; Fungi; Ascomycota; Sordariomycetes; Sordariales; Sordariaceae
Exons: 2
Coding region: 1-393 (130 amino acids)
Source: RefSeq, a predicted model, not a curated record
AUGGCCCUCCCAGAGGAAACGCUGAAACUAUCCCCGAUCGCAAGCGACCAGAGGAGCUCAGCGCCCUGCUUUUCUGAUGCCAAUUACAGACGCGAGGAUCACGCGCAGACCGUUGCCGGCAGAGCCAAACACCAGGUGGACCUGAUGAUUUCCCACUCGCGUCGUUCAAUUGAGAAACAGGGACAAGAAGAGGACCCAGAACAAAGAGACACCAGUAACGACGGGUUCCUCAAGAAAAGCGAAACAUCAUGGGUGUGGGGGCCACCGCCUGCGACCCCGGUCCUAUCACGGCCUCACCCGUCGUUCUCACAGGUUCCGCGGCAUGUUGCCCUUGGAGGGAACAACGUUCACAGGGUGACAGGGACCGGCCAGACCGUCCCCCGGUUUUUGUGA